CAAAUACAGGUUCAAAACCUUAUACUUGACGUUCUCUUUUCCUCUCUUGUGGUUUCAAAAUCUGUGCGAAUGACAGAAAUUAGCCUGGGAAUCAUUGGAAACCUAGCUUGCCAUGAACUAUCCAGGAAGAUGAUUACUUCCACAAAUGGAUUGACUGAAGUAGUUUUGGAGCAGCUGUUUCUUGAUGACAUACCGUGCCUUUGUGAAACAUGCCGGGUAGUUACUUUAUGUCUUCAAGGGGAUGAGAGGGUUCUUUGGGCAGAGGCUUUGAGAUCUGAGCGUUUAUUAUCUCGAAUGCUAUGGAUUGUGGAAAAUACUUUAAACCUACAACUGAUUCAUAAGAGUGUUGGAUUGCUCCUAGCAGCUUUGCAAAGUAAGCAAGUCGCUGUGAUUCUUCAACCACCAUUAAUGAAGUUGGGUCUCCUGCGUCUUUUGGUUGACCUCUUUUCCUUUGAGAUGCACAAAUUAAGGGAAGAGCGAUUGCCUGAAAGGUACUAUAUUCUUGAUUUGGUACUUCAGACCAUUGAGGCUCUUUCUGUCAUGGAUGAAUCUUCACAAGAAAUCUGCGCAGAUAAAGAACUUUUUGUACUACUUACCGACCUAAUCAAAGUGCCUGAAAAAAUUGAGGUUGCUGAUUCUUGUGUUACUGCAGCUGUUUUGAUAGCAAAUAUUCUAACAGAUGCAGCUGAUCUAACUCUAGAAAUAUCACAAGACCUUUUGUUCUUGCAGGGUCUAUUUAGGAUAUUCCCUUUUGCCUCAGCGGAUGCAGAAGCAAAGAGUGCUCUUUGGAGCAUCAUUGCAAGAUUUUUGGCUCAAGUGUUAAAACUUGAAGUGAGCCCUCUGCAGCUACACCAAUAUGUCUCAGUAUUCACAAGUGAGUCAGAAGUGAUUGAGGAAGAACUUCUCGAUGAUCACUCCCCUGAAGAACAUGGGAGCCCUGCUACCCUUUCAAGAUUAGUUGCUAGAAAUGCAGCUCUCAACUCGAUUGUACAGAUUUUAAAUCAAUGGAUGAGUGUAGAGGACAGAAUAAAGGAGUCUGCUGCUAUGGGGAAAUUCCAUGUUGACAAAGAUGAUGCUCACAAGCUGCUGCGCUGUUGUGAACAAUAUACCAAGCGAGACUAAACCGUGUGCGUGCACGGAUGGGUGGGGAAAUUGCUCACAAGUUGCUGUGCUGUUGUGAACAAUAUAUCAAGUGAGACUAAACCGUGUGCGUGCGCGGAUAGGUGGGGAAAUUGCUCACAAAGUUAUAGUCUUGAAACAUGACAUGCCAGAGAUGUGUCAUUAAGACUACUUAGAAGAAGACUCAUAUCCUUUAAAUGACUUACAAUCAUCCUUGGACUGUAUGGGAAAAUUUUAUCCCUUCUAUUUUUUCUAUGGUUUUCAAGGGCAAUUGAGGUGGUCCACUUCAAGCCAGUGAGGCUUAAAGGUGGUUGGUUUAAGCCUCAAAGGCUUAAGCCUUAUGUUGGUAUCUCGAGGCUUACGCGUUCUAGACUUAAACGAUGCUUAAGCUUUGGACUUUUAUCAUGAUUGUGAUUGUAUGAAAGUUCUUAGAAUCUAUUGGACUUGGACAUGUGUAUUGGCUUUGUUUGGCAUUAAUUUUAGCAGUUAGCUAUAGUGUUUUG
Messenger RNA from Cuscuta campestris, 1622 nucleotides. NCBI's taxonomy places the organism in Eukaryota, Viridiplantae, Streptophyta, Magnoliopsida, Solanales, Convolvulaceae. The record is from the annotation of a GenBank genome assembly.